This is a messenger RNA of Phytophthora megakarya, 1182 nucleotides long. NCBI's taxonomy places the organism in Eukaryota, Oomycota, Peronosporomycetes, Peronosporales, Peronosporaceae. The record is from the annotation of a GenBank genome assembly.
AUGCCUUUUGGCCUGAAGAAUGCGCCCCAGAUCUAUCAACGUAUGAUCGAUAACGCGUUAUAUGGGUUCACCCGGAUCCCGAAGUCUGAAGAUCACGGAAGUAUGGCGGAUGUACUUGAGGACAGAGAACCAGUGGAUCCAGACAACCCUUCGGUGCUGGGCCGCAGAUCAUACAUCGAUGACAUCCUGAUCCCCGCUAAUAGCAGGGACCAGCUAUGCGACCGAGUCGAGGGAUUGCCCGAAGCGUGUGAUAAAUGGAACCUGUCGAUCAGCGUAGUUAAAAGUUUCUGGGGAAUGCCCAAGGUCGAAUAUCUAGGUCAUAAGGUCUCACACAAUGGACUGGAGGAAAACCCGAAAGAUCUGUUGGCGUUGACGGAUCUAGCAUUCCCUAGAUCACUUCGAGCUAUGCAGUCAUUUUUGGGAAGUUUGAACUACUAUAGUCGAUUUAUCGAAGACUACGCGAUCUACGCGUCGGUUCUAUCCACGGCUUUGCAAGGACGUCUGGGACAAUGGGCCGCUCUGUUGUCGCCUUGGACGCAGGAGAUUACUAAGUGUGUCAAAGGAAAGGACGAGAUCUUGGGAACACUGGCAGCCAGUAUCACCCCUAGAUCAGAAGUGGGUAAGGCGUUGAUCUCAAUCACCCCCAAAAAGGAGCCAAGACGUAAGAUCCAGGUUCCGAUCCCCACGAUCAGACGUGAUGAGGAGCUAUAUGUCGUCAGCUUCGAUGGAUCGGCCCGUGUCAAGAGAGGUGGAGGCGCCUACAGCGCGAUCUUGUGGAAGCUGCCUGAAUGGAGGGUGUUGAAAGCUAGAUCAGGGUAUGCCGAAGGCUUGACAGUGAAUGAGGCAGAAUACCAUGGCCUAGCAGGUGCUGCCCUACAACGACAAUGCGGGAUCGAGAUAGAGUCUGAUGCAGAGAUCCAGGACCUCAUAACUUUGAAUCGGCUGGAUGAGACCCUGAUAGUGAAAGCUGAAGAAGAGACCGUACAGGUGUCAGCAGUGACGACCCGAUCAAAGGCUAGAUCGGGGGUACGUACUGGAUCUGAUCCAGGCUCGCUACGAGAGGAAGUUGUGAGAGAGUUACGGAUCGAGCGGAUCCGACAAGCGCAGGACGAGGAGUCGUGGAUCAUGGGCUUGAAGAAGUCUGAUCGGAGAGAUCCAACAUCUGAGACAGGAAGAGGCUAA